CAUCCAGCGCAACCCGCACUAAGCUCGGCCAUCUCGCGCCGCAAUCCGGAGGAUGAGUACGAGCUGAUCCACAAGAUCGGUUCGGGCACGUACGGCGAUGUCUACAAGGCCAAGAAGCUGCAGUCGAACGAGUUGGCAGCGAUCAAGGUGAUCAAGCUCGAGCCGGGCGAUGACAUACAGAUUAUCCAGCAGGAGAUCCUGAUGAUGCGGGAUUGCCGCCACUCGAACAUCAUCUCGUACUAUGGAUCGUACAUGCGCCACGACAAGCUGUGGAUCUGCAUGGAGUACUGCGGUGGCGGCAGCCUGCAGGACAUUUACCAGGUGACAGGCCCGCUGACCGAGCUGCAGAUUUCGUACAUGUGCCGCGAGACACUGCGCGGUCUGUCCUACCUGCACUCGAUGGGCAAGAUCCACCGUGACAUUAAGGGGGCCAACAUACUGCUGACCGAGCGGGGCGACGUCAAGCUGGCGGACUUUGGUGUCAGCGCCCAGAUUACGGCCACCAUCAACAAGCGGCGCAGCUUCAUCGGAACACCGUAUUGGAUGGCACCCGAGGUGGCGGCCGUGGAGCGCAAGGGCGGCUACAACCAUCUGUGCGACAUCUGGGCCUGUGGUAUAACGGCAAUCGAGCUCGCUGAACUGCAGCCGCCCAUGUUCGACCUGCAUCCGAUGCGUGCGCUCUUCCUGAUGUCGAAAAGUGGCUUCAAGCCACCGACCCUGAAGGAGAAGGACCGCUGGAGCUCAAAUUUCCACUCGUUCCUCAAGGUGGCGCUGACGAAAAAUCCCAAAAAGCGACCCACGGCCGAGCGGUUACUGCAGCACGCCUUCUUCCAGUCGGACAUGUCGAUCCGGUUGCCGCAGGAGCUGCUCCAGAAGUACCACAGUCCGCACGCGAGCUACUACUACCAGGACACGGAGGAGGAAGGAGCCAUCGCUAAUGGACCCCAGCGAAUCACGAGUCGGAUGCAUUCCUCCAGUUCCGUCUACUGCAGUAAUGAACGUUCUUCUAGUCCCGAAACACUACCGAGUGAUAUGAGUCUAUUGCAUUAUAUAGACGAGGAGUUGAAGAUAAGGCGUACCCUGCCGUUGCACGAUAAUUCGUUGCUGGCUUGCGCCGGCGACACACCGGUGGCCAACCAUGGCAGCCAGCAGCUGAGCCAGGCGGAUGGACGGCAAGUCGGCCUAGUCGGUGGCCGCAGUCGCUUAGGAAGGCUUGGCGACGAUGAAGACAGUAUCAUCGUGAGGGAGAGUAGCAUCGGCGGCGGCAGCAACAGUGGCUAUACCAGCACAACGAGCAUGAUGACCACGGCCCUCGGUUACGACAAUAAUGGUCGCGAUGACUCCACACUUAGCUACGGCGAUAUGGAUCAGCUGAGUGCGCGACUCGAGCAGCUGAAUGCGCAAAACGGAGCGAUGGCCAUGAGUGACGAUCGUGGUGGCGGCGGCGGCGUCGGAGGCAUUAGCGCCGCCAACAAUGGUAGCAAACGUCGUUCGAUGGACCAAUUGAACGAACUUUUUAAGGAGUUGGAGAAGUCUUCCAGGACGCGUAGUUUAAGUGAUGGCGAUGGCAACAGUGAAGGAGCCGAGUCACAGCCGGAUCUGUUGAACAACACGCCGCCGAUACCGCCCAAGCGGCAGCAUCGAACCCGACGCCACACACCGCCGCGGCCCGUCUCGAACGGGCUGCCACCGACACCGAAGGUGCAUAUGGGCGCCUGCUUUUCGAAGGUCUUCAACGAUUGCCCGCUCCGGAUUCACUGUACCGCGUCGUGGAUCCACCCGGAGACGCGCGAUCAGCAUCUGCUGAUCGGGGCGGAGGAAGGCAUCUUCAAUCUGAACCUAAACGAGCUGCACGACGCAGCGAUCGAGCAGCUGUACCCACGGCGAACGGUUUGGCUGUACGUGAUCAAGGACAUUCUGAUGUCGCUGUCCGGGAAGACGAGUCAGCUGUAUCGGCACGAUCUGCUGGCACUACAUUCCAAGCAAACGCACCGCUUCUCGUUGCACAUGAAGAAGAUUCCGGAGAAGCUGGUGCCCCGCAAGUUUGCCCUCACGACCAAGGUGCCGGACACGAAGGGCUGUAUGCAGUGCUGCGUGACACGCAACCCGUACAACGGAUACAAGUAUCUGUGCGGUUCCAUGGCGUCCGGUAUCUUUCUGAUGCAAUGGUACGAUCCGCUCAACAAAUUUAUGCUGCUUAAGCAGUGCGAAUGGCCAUCCGGAAACAUCCAGUACUACGGUGCGAACUCGAACGUGUUCGAGAUGAUCAUCACACCGGAGCUGGAGUACCCGAUCGUGUGCGUGAACGUGCGCAAAGGACCAAACGAUUCGCUGAAGCUGGACCUGAUCAAUACCAACAGCACCUCGAGCUGGUUUAACUCGACGGUGGAGGAAAUGGACGGUAUGGCGACAGUGAUUAACCGGCGGGACACGCUUCGGCCGAUAAAAGUGCAUCAGAUUGAAAAGGAUGCGAUCCUGGUGUGUUACGAUCGGUUCGUACAAAUCGUCGAUAUUCAGGGUUUCCCAAAGGCAAGCCGCAAGCUCAUUUCGCGAGUGGAAUUUAGUUUUCUAAUUGAAAGUAUAGUCUGUUUAACUGAUAGUGUAUUAGCAUUUCACAAAUACGGCGUCCAGGGCCGCUCGCUGCGGAAUGGCGAAAUUACGCAGGAGAUUACCGACACGAGCCGUAUCUACGAGCUGAUUGGCAGUGACAACAAAGUGGUAAUGCUGCAGAGCCGCACCAACAAACCGGAUACCGGAACCGAGGGAGCGAACGACAACGUCGUUGGUCAUGAUUUGUAUAUAUUGGCCGGCCACGAAGCGAGUUAUUGAGGCCGCGACCGGAGAGAUCGCGCGUGAUAUAUGAGCGAAGAUCCCGCAGGUCGAAACAGACCUUAGUCUUCUGGAAAUUUCUGAUUCAAAAAUGUCAUGCAAGGAGGCAGCUUCUGGCGGAUGAAUGUUAGGGCGGUGUGAAUGUCCGCGUGUGCGUAUGUAUGUGAGUGAUAACGAGUCAUUUCUCCUCAUCAGAUAGGUUUCUUAACACAAAACAAAAAACGAUAAGUGAUUUGAUGAUAGUUUUCGUGUUAGGAUAGGGCAAAGAAUCGUGAGCGGCGGACGACCACACGCCUGCUGUGGUCAAUGAGAAAGUAUUACGUUUCGGUUUUAUUAUGCAUUUUGAAAUGUGCCGCGUGAUGAUCAUUCGCACAAGACAGUAACAAAUAACAGUACCUUUGGCUCUGUUUGUGUGCCAAUGAUUUGGCGCCGUUACUUUCCAGUUUGUCAAAAUCUUCCGUUGAUCGGAAAAUACUGCAUAGAAUAGUGUUUUGUGGACGUUCUGCUGCCCUUAAGAGUUUGGUAUAAUGAGUUCCCCACAAACAAAUGGCGGCAAUUAAUGGAACCUAUACAAUGCACGCGUGCGCAUACAAAUCUUAACAAAUCCCCACGUGUAAAGCAAAACUACAAACCACACCCGAAACCGACCAUCCGUACUACUACAGUAAUUCAAAUUCUCAAUCGUAGUGCAAUCAGAUUCCAAAACUAAAACA
This is a messenger RNA of Anopheles cruzii, 3542 nucleotides long. It is a transcript of the gene hppy, whose product is annotated as mitogen-activated protein kinase kinase kinase kinase 5. Gene Ontology annotation, molecular function: ATP binding; MAP kinase kinase kinase kinase activity. The transcript is spliced from 15 exons. Gene Ontology annotation, biological process: protein phosphorylation. The record is from RefSeq and is a predicted model, not a curated record. Lineage: Eukaryota; Metazoa; Arthropoda; Insecta; Diptera; Culicidae. The annotation marks the transcript as partial.